Messenger RNA from Paramuricea clavata, 4587 nucleotides. Lineage: Eukaryota; Metazoa; Cnidaria; Anthozoa; Malacalcyonacea; Plexauridae. The record is from the annotation of a GenBank genome assembly.
AUGGUGAACGAAAAAGUGGAAGCAGUGAAGAACAGCCAAGACGAAAUUAAACAAGAAGUCAGGAAAGAAGUUGGAGAAGUUAAGGGAGAAGUAAAAGAUAUGAAAGAAAAUCUUUCCAAAGUGAACAAAGAUGUGGACGAAGUCAAAAUCAUGAUGAUUCAAAUGUUAGAGAAGUUAAAUAGGCUUGAACUGCUCAAAAAACUUCCAUCUCCGACUGAGGGAAUGUUGACUACACCAAGAGAAGACAUUUUGAUUACAGGUGGUCGUGCAUCUCGGCGUAAACGUCUCAAAAGUAUAGCAAUAUAUUCCUGGGAGAAAAAUGGUUGGUUUGAGGUGUCGCCUAUGAUUGAAGAGCAUGCCGGAGCUUCGUCAUUUAUUUAUAAUGAUCAGUUAUUUGUCGCUGGGGGAGAGCAUAAUAAGACAAUAGAGACCCUGGAUCUCAAUGAAUUACCUUUGAAAUGCAUGAAAUUUCCUGUAGAACUUCCCUAUGACUGUGGUGGUCAUCAAACUGUUGUUUAUCAACAGCGUGUUAUUCACAUUGGUGGAUUUCAUUAUGACAAAAGCGGAUGGUCUAACAUGAUUAGUGAAUUGCAACUUACAUGUACCACUAUGAAAAAGUUGUGCCAAAUGCCUGAGCCACGGGAAUGUCACGGCGCUGAGAUAAUUGAAGAUAAAGUCCUGGUCUUUGGAGGACAGAAAUCCUUCGGUUAUCAAAGUUCUUUGGACAGUGUGUUGGCGUUUGAUGUAAAGACGAAUGAAUGUAAGGAGAUGCCACCCUUACCACAUUCCCUGACACAAGUGGCAACAGUUCGUUGGAGAGAUCAAGUAGUCGUGCUUGGAGGUUGUGGUAAGGAUGGUAAAGUUCUGAAUGAUGUUUUCAUGUAUGAUUGCAAAACGGGCAAGAUCAAAGCCUUACCAUCCAUGUUGGAGGAGAGAUGUAGAUGUUGUGCAGUUAUAACUGGAAAUACAAUUGUAGUCCUGGGAGGUAUGAACAAGAAAGAUAAAUUUCUCAAUUCGGUGGAGUGUUUUACAAUGGGAGGUUCUACAUGGGAAUAUCUUCCUGCCAUGAAUGAAGCCAGGUUCGGGGCAGUCGCUGAAGUUUUACCUUCAACGAGAAAAUAUGUGCAAGUUUGUCAUUUACGUUAUACAUUAAGGUACAUUGGUUGUACGAUUUUAAUUGUACGAAGACCAAUGAGUGCUAUCCACAGAAUAGUCAUAUUUUUAACAGUGUAAUAACAAAUAACAACGAUAUGAAUAUAUGGACCUCACAAUUGAUAAGAAGAGACUUUAAUUUAUAAACAGUGGCGGCGCCAGGGGGGGGGCAAAGGGGGGGGCGACCUUUUUACCACUUCCCCCCCCCAAAUUUGAGUUUGCCCCUUAAAUGCCCCCCCCCCCCAAAUUUGGAAGCCUGGCGCCGCCACUGUUUAUAAAUAAUAAAGUUCAAUGUCGGUUUAUACAAUUGAGCGGAUAAUUUUAGAAAAAUUGAAAAAUCACUAUACGACUAACCAAAAUGCUGCAACUUCCAACAUACAAACAGUGAUUCCAACGUGUGUUAAUUAACACUAUUUAUGGAUAAUGCCAGGUGUGCCAGCGUGUAACUAUCGCGUAACCAAUUUUAAUUACCGUGCCUGGAAAAUAAGCCACUGUUGAAAGAUGCCGCAAUUUUGUUCCUCGUAUUAAUUUGGUAUUAUUUACUCGCACACUUUCUGUACAUUAUUUCGCCCGAAAAAGCGAAAGCGCUUGAAAAUGCAGUACGAAUAAUUUCAAAAUGAUACGAAAAGAUAUGUAGUGCGGAAUAAGAGCAGAAAGUGAUUUUCUCAGUAUUGAAGGGUAGAGUUUGAAUGCGCAUGAAUUUGGUCGCAUUCAGGGCCGUAGGAACUGUGUGCUCUGAAUCAACAAUAGACUGUAGGUAAUUGAAGACGUUCAGACGCGUUGUGGAUUGGGGGAACAUGGCCAAAUACCCUUUCUGACGAUUAAUUUUCCUAGUCACAUUAAUUUGUAAGUAACACUGUCACAUUGAGCAGUAGUUAUUUUACUUAUUUUUAUUGUUAGGCAGUACUAACUUAACAUUGAAAUCUUGGGUAGGAAAGACUCUAAAAAUGCCAUUUCCGACGGUCUAGAAAAUUCAAAUUUUCAUGUUUUCCGGUCGGCGCCAACCAUUGGCCAGCCUCACGGGCGUCAUCAGUUAAAAUUAGCAAGCUUCAAAAUGUACCUUUCGUUUGACUAAAUUUAUCCCGUAAUGCCCUCUUUAUCCCUUUACAAUGCCUAUGUUUAUAUUGGUAUUACGAUUUAGCCGUUCAGUGUUUAUAGUAGAUAUAGAGUACUAAACAAAGAUAAUUGUAUAUUAAUAUCAACUCAGAAACGAGAAAACAUUCGUGAUGUUUUUAAAAUAGAUUGUAGAGAACUAUAUUACCGAAAAUGUAAUUAUAGGACAUAUAGAAAAUAUAGACAACCUCCAACUGGAAAUUUGAAGCUAAACUUGAAGGGCAGUCCCAGUCUUUUCGCACAUGCGAAGAGCACUCAAUCAGUCAAUCGGACUCAAUCCAUAGGAUAUACGUCACUAAUUAUACAGUCAAAUCACAGCGCGACCGGAGCACGCUACGUGCAUGAUACUAACAGUAAUUUUACUGCUAAUUGCAUACUUUAGCGUUUUAAUAAAACUCGCUUGUUUGGGCUUCCUAUGGUCAAUCAUGAUAUAAACACGCGUGUCUGGGGAUCAAGAUUUAGCUCAAGUAAAAGAGAGGCAGUGUGUCUGAAGGUAGCAUUCCAGUUAUAUUUAUUUCAAAGGAUUACAGUAAUGUAUGUUUUUCCAAAAAAUGAAACUUACAAUCAUUUUCAAAUGUGUUUGGACAGAUGCCUUAGCUACUUUCAAUGUUGGUUCUCAGUUAGCAUCUUACUUUGAUGUGUGUUUGGGAAAAUAAUGUUGAUUGGGGAGGGGGAGAUAUUUAUCACUUAUUUACUGAGACCGAGGGAAACAGUGUGUUUUGUGGACCCGAGACCGCCGUUGUAUAUAAGUGUUCAAGGUAUGCAUAAUUCACCGGUUAUUGGAGUGAACUUAGUUUGAAAUCAAAACUGGAUAAAUGGAACGCCGUAAAUGUUUAAUGAAAAAGUUUAAAAAAUGAACUUUGGAACUUUAUGGUUGACAGUUGACACGCAUGCGUAUUGCACCCAUUUUAUUAUUGACCGGUCAAUAAAUGUUUCAUUGUGGACCGGUUGGCUCUUCCGCAAAGCACACAGUGAACACGACGUUUUGUGGACCGGCACGUGAUACAGUUUUGACCAAUCGGCAAACAGAAAAAUUGAACUUUGAUACUAACUAUAUAACAUAAAAGUUCGUAAUAAUUUGCGUAUAUCCAUUGUCAUUGAUCAAUCUAAACUGCAAAUGUCCCAACUAUUUUUGAAAAUGAUUGUAGCUUUAAUAUAUAUGAUGUUAUGACAUCAUAUUCACCUGAGUACACAACACCAACACAGAAAAAAAAAAUCAUUUUAAUAUAUGUUAUUCAAAUUAUUUCCUUUUUGGGAAAUACUGUUAUGCUGGUUUAUGUUGAGCAACGUAAAACGAUUUCUGUUCUAUAAAAAAUUUCAAUCUAUGUUUUGUAAAUAAAUGAAGAGUUGUUCUUCGAAUAUCGGCCUUUGUUUUUUUUUUAAAUUUUCAUAUUGCACUUUACUGGGUGUGCAUAAAAUUUUAAGUGCUUGGUUGAAUCAAUUACGGCUAUUUAAUAAUUAAUGUGUUGUUUUUAUAUUCUGCUCCCGAGAGAAAUAGUUAGGUUUGUUUUCCCGAGAAUCUCAAAUCAAAUGUCGAACAUCCAGAGAUAUACAACAACAACAACAUUAUUUCCAGGAAAACAACAUUAUUUCUAGAACAAAGUGUUUUAGGAUUAAGGUUAGGGAUUAGGAUUAAAGCUAAGUUAGGAUCGGUUAGGACAAAGGUAAGUAGGUUUAGGGUAAAUUAGGGUUAAAGGACUUUGUAUAAAUGGAAAUUUCUAGUGUGAAUUUUAUAUACAUUUAUGUAGACCUAACCAGGCGCGGCUGCGAAAAAUGCAACUAUAGGCCUUGAUGAAUGCAUUUUAUGUGUAUUCACACUCGAUAUGGGUGAUGCCUUGAUCAAGGCAAGAAGAACGAAAUCCAACACCACAGCUAGAACGAGCGUCUUUGAGAAUGCCGGAGUAAAAUGUAAAGAUUUGUUGCUAAAAGUUGUAAAAUGAAAAAAAUUUAUAUAGCCAUGUGAAGUUCGUAAAUUUUGUAUAUAUUUGUAUUAUGCGCGGAAAAAAUUAACCACUUUCAGCUCAAAAAUGGAUCUUUUUACCGCGCGUAAUGCAAAUAUAUACCGAAAUUUGCGAACAUCACAGGGUUAUAUUUUCCUCAUUUUACAACAAUUCACAAAAAGACUUUGCAGUUUUACUCAUUUUAAGAUGCUUUUUCCAGCUAUGGUAAUGGUUUCGUCUUUCUUGUUUAGAUCAAAAUUUAGUCUGUAGCUGAAAUCAACCAUUUCCAUCUGCAAAAUUCUUCAACAUUAUAGUAAGAUGCCCAAAAAGUCUUGAUUUAUAUUUACUCAGGGUUCAGCAUGAAGAUUGGUAUUACUAUUAG